AUGCCACACAUUAUUCCGUUUUUUCUAACUCUCUCUCUCUCUCUCUCUCUCUCUCUCUCUCUCUCUCUCUAUCUCUCUCCUCCACACACACAUUUCCACAGGUGCUUUAAAAUAGAAACAUGUCGUCUAAAAUGGACUCUCUUUUUUAAUUCUUCCUGUGUUUCUUAUUAUUUUCUCCCUUUUCUUCUUGUUAUUUUGGAUGAAGUGUUCCCCCCUCUCUCUCUCCCUCUCUCUCUCUCUCUCUCUCUCUCUCUCUCUCUUCCCACCCCUUUCAUCAUUAUCUUUCUUCAAUCAUCAUCUUCUUCUUCUUCUUCUUCUUCUUCUUCUUCUUCUCUCUCUCUCUCUCCCUCCCUCUCUCUCUCUCUCUCUCUCUCCAUAAAACCUUUCACCUUUUAUUUCUACCGUUUCCUUUCCUUCUUUGUUGUUCCGUAUCCAUCUUUCUCUGUUCUUCACUUUCUCGCCCACCCACCAACUAUUGCCGCACUUUACCAACACGACGGCCACGAUCUCAGCGCUCCACUCUGCAAUAAACAACUCUCCCGCUUUGUGCGAUCAUCUACCUCGAUUUUCCAACCAUCCGCUCUACUUUACAUGAAGGAAGGAGAACAUUUUCCCCGGCCAGUUAUCAACGUUUCACGCUCAUGGAUAUGCCGACGUAUACCUGAAAGUGUUUCCAGUUUUGUGUUGGUAACCACAAACAGCAGUUUUGAGAGGAGCGCAUCCACUUGCAGCUUGUCGCUCAUCAACCGUGCCGGGGAUGCGGUUGAGUGGGACCCUAUAUUUACCGUCGACAACGCCCGGUGGCGAGGUCCCUGGGCUUUGUAUUGUCGCCGGCAGAGCUGUGCGCUUAGUUCGAAACAUGUUCAUCGGCUGGGUCACUCUGUUGCUCGUUUCACUUGCUACAAUGGUGCAAAAUGUCGCCGUUCCCACCGACGAGCAACGUUUGAUGACGGAGUUACUUACGGACUACGAUCCGGCCUCGAGGCCUGUCUACAAUGCAUCGCAUUCCGUAGUUGUCAAAUUUGGAAUCACUCUUACCCAACUUUCGGAUAUGGCAGAAGACACCGCAGACACCACCCGGAACACAGACGCACCCCUGAUGAACAACGUCUGUUGAGUCGACUUUUGGCCAACUAUGACACAGCCUCAAGACCCGUCUACAAUGCCUCACAUGCUGUCGUUGUCAAAUUUGGAUUCACCUUGACACAAAUCGCCGACAUGGUAAGGCCAAUGUUGUCUUCUUUCUCUUUAAUAACAAUCGUUUUUUUUAUCUGA
Acanthosepion pharaonis is the source of this 1275-nucleotide messenger RNA. Lineage: Eukaryota; Metazoa; Mollusca; Cephalopoda; Sepiida; Sepiidae. The record is from the annotation of a GenBank genome assembly.